GUCCUGAGGUGGGCGGGGCUCGGGUUCGCCAUGGAACAUCAGGAACAGGAAGAGCCAGUGGAAUACUUCAGGUAGCAGUUAGCUAGUCAUUUAACUUAAAGGCUACGAUGGGUCUGUUCGGAAGAACACAAGAGAAACCACCAAAAGACCUGAUAAAUGAAUGGUCGCUCAAAAUCAGAAAGGAAAUGCGAGUGAUUGACAGACAAAUUCGAGACAUUCAGAGGGAAGAGGAAAAAGUCAAAAGAUCCAUCAAAGAUGCCGGCAAGAAAGGCCAGAGAGAUGUGUGCAUCAUCCUCGCCAAAGAGUUGAUCCAGUCACGGCGGGCCGUCAGUAAACUCUAUGCCUCCAAAGCUCAAAUGAACUCCGUACUGCUCAGCAUGAAGAAUCAGCUUGCUGUGGUGCGUGUUGCUGGAGCCCUUCAGAAAAGCACGGAGGUUAUGAAAGCCAUGCAGAACCUCGUCAAGAUCCCGGAGAUCCAGGCCACCAUGAGGGACCUUUCAAAGGAGAUGAUGAAGGCUGGCAUUAUUGAGGAAAUGAUGGAAGACACGUUUGAAAGCAUGGAGGACGGGGAGGACAUGGAGGAGGCAGCAGAGGAGGAGGUGGACAAGAUCCUCUUUGACAUCACAGCCGGUGCCCUUGGAAAGGCGCCCAGCAAAGUCACAGAUGCCUUGCCAGAGAUGGAGGCCCAGGGGGCCACCGCCGCCUCGGAGGACGAGUCAGAGGAGGACAUUGAGGAGAUGCAGUCGAGGUUGGCCGCCUUGAGGAGCUAG
Molecule: messenger RNA, 770 nt
Organism: Gadus chalcogrammus (walleye pollock)
Lineage: Eukaryota; Metazoa; Chordata; Actinopteri; Gadiformes; Gadidae
Gene: chmp3
Product: charged multivesicular body protein 3
Exons: 6
Coding region: 108-770 (220 amino acids)
Biological process (GO): endosome transport via multivesicular body sorting pathway; protein transport; late endosome to vacuole transport
Cellular component (GO): ESCRT III complex; multivesicular body
Source: RefSeq, a predicted model, not a curated record